Messenger RNA from Rangifer tarandus platyrhynchus (Svalbard reindeer), 330 nucleotides. The record is from the annotation of a GenBank genome assembly. Lineage: Eukaryota; Metazoa; Chordata; Mammalia; Artiodactyla; Cervidae.
AUGCCUCUGUGCUGGGACCAGCAGCAAGCAAAUCUGGGUGCAUGCUGUAACAGUAGAGUGUUGGUUUCCUGCAGCCCUCUGGUAAGCCCAGCUGGUUUCCAAAACCAGCCAAGGAGGCGCAACUUCCUGGUGCUGGACCCCUGGGCUAAGGUGUCCAAUGUGGGGCUGAAACCCCUGCUCCUUAGGAAGGCUCCCCAAGCUUGCGACUUCGUCCUCCUCUUCCGGGUCACCCACCAGGGCUGUGGGACCCAACCAGAUGGCUUCUCUUCCCUUCCUGUCUCACUGCGCUUUUUCUUUACAGCCUUCAUUGUAGAGCAGCCGUUCUGCUAG